UCGGAGGCAGUGGCUAGGAGGAUGGCAGCAAGGACUAUUAAAACAGAAAAAGUAUUCCUUCUGCCCUCGUAUCUAGGAAGGAAGACGACCAGGAUCAGGGUAAAAAGAAUCCCGCCCGACAUAGAAGCUGAAUUGGUAGUGGCAGCCAUCCUCAUUGACAAUAAGGAUAAGGUGGACAUACUGCAGGCCACGAUUGCGGAUGAAGGCAAGUGGAAAGGAGGAGUAUUGGAAAUGAGCGUCCAGGCGGAAGCUGAAGUCCUGGAGCGCUUAACAGAGGUGAUCACAAUAGGAGACAUUAGUCUGCGUGUAUGGGUGGAGGGCAGAGCUCGUAAAUGUUUUAAAUGCGGCCUGAAAGGCCACAAAAGAGCUAACUGCCCUCCACCAGCAAAGGAACCAUCGAAGGAGCCCGUAAAAGAGAUAGAAGAUACCCGGGAGCCGCAAGAGGAACAGAGAAAGACAGAAGAAAAGAUAGAAGAUAAAUCGAAAACCAGUGGUAAAAGGAAGAAGAGAGAAAGAAAGAAGGCAAGUUAUAAUGAACCCCAACCCACCCCGACGCCACCCACACCCUCUUUGUCCCACCCUUCCCCUGCAGACACAAAGCCUACCCACUCCCUGCCAACAAGAAAACAAAAAAUAGACACACAGAACAACUUACAAAAUCCCCCUCCCGUAACGCAUGCUAUAGGAGUAUUAGAAGACGAGGACCUGUUGGAAAUAUUGAAGGACUUGGGUGAGGUUGAGUUGGGAUGAGGAAGAACAAGUAAGAGAAUUUGAAGAUGAAAAUAAAGAACUGGAAAAGCGGUGCGGGAUGAAAUUAAGAGACUAAGUAUUUUUCAGAAGACUGUAAG
This is a messenger RNA of Octopus sinensis (East Asian common octopus), 848 nucleotides long. RefSeq lists its product as uncharacterized. The transcript is spliced from 2 exons. Gene Ontology annotation, molecular function: zinc ion binding; nucleic acid binding. Lineage: Eukaryota; Metazoa; Mollusca; Cephalopoda; Octopoda; Octopodidae. The coding region runs from base 22 to 750 and encodes 242 amino acids. The record is from RefSeq and is a predicted model, not a curated record.